UCCCCGCUCUCCAUUCUUUGCAACACCCAGGUUGAAAAUAACAAUAAAUCAUAGAAAAUUGUUUUCUUGAGAGAAGGGAAACCAAGUUCAUUACUAUUUAUAUAGGCGCCAACACCAGAGUACCUGUUCGCAACCUGGUUUCGCUCUGCUUUUCUCAAAAGGUUCCCAAAUCGACGAUUCAUAAUGAACUUAAUCGACUCUACGCAAGCUAACAGCACUUUACUGGGUUCUGAAACAGCAGCAUCAGAGAGAACACUGUAUCCGUACGUGACCGGUACAUCUGUGAUAGGCAUCAAAUACAAAGAUGGCAUUCUCAUGGUUGCUGACAUGGGAGGUUCCUAUGGGUCAACCCUGCGUUAUAAGAGUGUGGAGCGAGUGAAGCCUGUUGGGAAACAUUCCCUUAUUGGUGCAAGUGGAGAAAUUAGUGAUUUUCAGGAGAUUUUACGUUACCUUGAUGAGCUUAUCUUGUAUGAUAAUAUGUGGGAUGAUGGGAACUCAUUGGGGCCUAAAGAGGUGCACAGCUACUUAACUCAGGUGAUGUACAAUCGUCGCAACAAGUUCAACCCACUGUGGAAUUCACUUGUACUUGGUGGAGUUAAAAAUGGACAGAAGUAUCUUGGAACGGUUAGUAUGAUCGGUGUACAUUUUGAGGACAAUCAUGUUGCAACUGGAUUUGGAAAUCACCUUGCACGGCCAAUUCUCCGUGAUGAAUGGAAUGAGAACCUGAGUUUUGAGGAUGGUGUCCGAUUACUGGAGAAAUGCAUGCGUGUACUUCUGUAUCGUGAUAGGUCUGCUGUUAACAAGAUUCAGAUAGCAAAAAUCACAGAAGAGGGUGCAACAAGUUUUCCGCCCUACGCAUUGAAGACUUUCUGGAAUUUCUCGGCUUUUCAGAAUCCAACUGUGGGUGCUGAAGGAUCAUGGUAGCCAGUUACUCGCCAAGUAGUGCCCAAAAUGCAUUUCGGAUUUAAGAACAAAAUACAUGAGGCAGCCUGCUUUCGUCUAUGUUAAAUUAUGCAACUUUGUGUUUUUAUUAGAACUCCGGAGGAAAUAUCAACUUGAUCUGUAUGUUUCAAUCUCUGCUCUUAUGAAGUUUUUCUUUGGAACCA
This is a messenger RNA of Cornus florida, 1106 nucleotides long. Its product is annotated as proteasome subunit beta type-4-like. The transcript has 7 exons. Lineage: Eukaryota; Viridiplantae; Streptophyta; Magnoliopsida; Cornales; Cornaceae. The record is from RefSeq and is a predicted model, not a curated record. Bases 184 to 924 code for a protein of 246 amino acids. Gene Ontology annotation, cellular component: proteasome core complex, beta-subunit complex; proteasome core complex; nucleus.